Ostrea edulis (European flat oyster) is the source of this 1217-nucleotide messenger RNA. RefSeq lists its product as uncharacterized. NCBI's taxonomy places the organism in Eukaryota, Metazoa, Mollusca, Bivalvia, Ostreida, Ostreidae. The transcript has 6 exons. The record is from RefSeq and is a predicted model, not a curated record. The coding region runs from base 170 to 1054 and encodes 294 amino acids. Gene Ontology annotation, molecular function: protein binding.
UGUUGAUUGUCAAACAAAGCGGUAUUUAUCAUCGGAUGUGGCGGGGGUCGGGAACAGCUACAAAUAAUCCUGUCAAGACGGGCCAUUCGUGGAAGACGGUACUCAUUAGGCCGCUAAGUGACAGAGGUAACUGCAGAUUGGCAGUGUAUAUUACAUCUACAUGUAGAGUAUGAUUUCGACCAACAGUCGAGUGACAAUCUUGAUCGCAGCGGUUUACAUGUAUAGUUUACCAAAAGCGCUGACAGCAAAGAAAUAUGCAAUGGAUGACAAAUGCGACAAAACAAUCCAAAUGGAUGGCAAUAUUUUCCACACGGCAAGCAUUCAACAAACCUUCAGAGAUAAUUACGCACUCAAUAGUAAAUGUCAUGUGAUAUUUGAGACAAUGAACUCUUAUCGCUUCAUCAUUGUGUUCAAGCGUCUGGACAUCGAGUUCGAACCCCUGUGUGACGACGACAACUUACGAAUAAUUGAUGGAAACUCCACGGCUCAUCCAACAGUUGACGGUUUACCCUCCAAAAUAUGCGGACAAGAGAAACCGCCAGGUUCUUACGUUUCCAAAUCGAACCAGAUUAUGAUGGCGUUUCACAGUGACUUCUAUGACGUCAGAGACGGGUUCGAAAUCAUUCUUACCACUUUCCGAGAGGCACCUUGUGAUGAAGAGGAGGAGUUUAAGUGUAGGAAUGGACGGUGUAUCUCGAUUCUGCUUCACUGUGACGGAGAGAACAAUUGCGGAGACUACUCAGACGAGUGUCAAUGGACCGCGGGAGUUCUAGUGGGUAUUCUGGGAGCCGUCAUCUUUAUCACCAUCAUAGGCAUUGUGGCUGUAAGGUUUGCCAGAAAGAAGCGAUUGCUCUCAAAGCCUAAAAAGGGAAAGAAAGAGAUGACGUCGGAUAAGGUGAUGGAGAUUUUAUCGACACCAGUGUCCGACAUCAAGUUACCAUGUGAGCACCAUAGAAAAAGCAUGUCUAAAAGAUCUCUUGCCAUCUUUCCCGACUCCCAUCAACCACAAUGUCACAAGUACACAAUCAAUGCAGAGGGCGUGGCAAAUAAUUGACACUUUAUUAUAUCAUUAACAUUUAUUAUUUAUGCAUUAUUCAUAAAUUUCGCUUUAAUAUUUAUAACAUUAUUGUGUAUGGAUUACAUAUCAAGUAUGUAUUUCAAGGAAUUGCAUCCUUGAAUGCAUUGGGUUACACCAAACUUUAGAUUUCUUCAACAAA